Molecule: messenger RNA, 1920 nt
Organism: Rubroshorea leprosula
Lineage: Eukaryota; Viridiplantae; Streptophyta; Magnoliopsida; Malvales; Dipterocarpaceae
Source: the annotation of a GenBank genome assembly
CUUUCACCCUUUCGCUGUUCUUGCAUUCGGCGUCGGUGGGAUUGCUGGACGGCACCGGUUGAGGCUCUAGUUACGGUCAGCCGCGCCGAUCCAACUUUGGGGCCAAGAAAUUUGGAAAGCGCUCUUUUUUCACGACGCGUUUUUAGCCGGAUCCGGCGCCGUCGCUCUUUGGAUUGACGCUCCCAUGGUGGCGAACAGUGCCCCGAGGACAGAUCUGGCACUGUGACGAGUAGGAUAGGUCUCCUACGGCGUCGACCGAUGCCUGGAGGAAAGAUCCUGUCUCCUUGCCGUGCUUAUCACUUUAGGCUCCAAUUGACUCUUCCAUGAUGACUACCGUUGAACUGGAAGAUAGAUCCGGCAUCGUGCGAAAUCUGAUACAAAUAGAGCACCGAAGUGGCGCUAUGUUUCCUACUAUUACACAGCGGCCAUCAUUGUUCUGCUCGCCAACCAGUGUUUCUACGAGGCAGUGGCCGUACCGCCGUACCUUGGAUCUGCGGCAUCUGUCCUUUUGAAUUUUAAAGGGAGGGCAUGCACUCAGAAUUCAAACCACAAUGAGGCGUUUUGGAGGUUCUGGCACCUAGGUAGAGUUCAUAUGGAGAGGUACCUGAAGGAAGUUACAAAUAUCAGAGAUAGAAGAGUUGAGGAAAAAUGCAUAUGAUAACUCUAGUAUCUACAAAACUAAAUUGAAAGCAGCUCAUGACAAGCAGAUCCUAAGAAAGAACUUUGAGCCAAAUCAAAAAGUGCAUCUUUAUGAUUCUCAUUUACAUCUCCAUCCGAGAAAGCUAAGAUCUAGAUGGACAGGUCCAUUUGUGGUGAAACGAGUUUUUCUUAAUCUUGCGGUUGAGAUUGAGGAUCCAAUCGAUGGGAGAAUUUUUUGAGUUAAUGGAAUAUGGUUGAAGUAGUAUGUGGAGCAAGUAGACCAACCCGAGGAAAUCGUUCUUGUGACUCCAAUCUAUGAUACUUAAUCAGGUUCUAUCUUUCCAUAAUAUCAUUUUUUUUCUUUCUUUUCUUCUAUUUGUUUUUGCUUUUAUUUAGUAGCUUAUCUUUUAUUAGGUUAGGUUUCUAUGUUUCUUUCCAUAGCUAUUACUAUUGUAGGUUUACUUUUAUUUCUUUUAUUCUAUGCCAGUGAGGACACUGUCUCAUUUAGGUUGGGGGUGGUUGCACUGCAUGCACAUUUUAUGCACACUUUUGAUAUACAUUCUCUUCCAAAAAAGGAGAUAAAAAAAAAAAGGAACAACACCUUGCUUAUUCCUUUUACUUUGGUAAUUGUUGUGUGAAAGGGUUUAUUUAUGCUUUUCUACCUAGGUAUGAUUUCAAAAUUACUUGUUUAAGUCACUUUCUCUAUCUUGAUUAUUAAAGAGUAACUUCUAACUAGACUGUCACCUUUAGGUUUAAUUGCAUGCAAUUUCGAACUUUAUCUCCUUUAUUUCUGAAUUUGUUAAAUUGCUUACUUGCUCCCACAGGACCGUCAAUGAUGGUUUGUGACUUGUGAGCCAUUUUCUAAAGACCUAUAGACGGAUUACAAUGGGCCAUUUUCACAGAUUCUGUUGAGCCACUGCCUUAAUGGAGAUGAUUUUUGCUUGAUGUGUGGAGCUCUAGAAAUAAAUGUGAAAUUUUGUAAUUUUAGGUCUCUCCCUUUUUUUGUUUUGUUUUGUUUUAUUAUUUUCUAAGUUUGUAAAUGGCCAUUAUUAAUUUUCUAAAAGUAGUAUAUCAAAAAUACCAAGUGUAUAAAGUUGGAAUACUAUUGCAUCCUUUGUUUGGUGAGGUGGGAGGGCUAAAAAAUUUGGCAUGGUGAGCUGGAAUUACUCCAGGCAGUCUUGGAUGUAAUUGAGUUUGCAAAUUGAUGUACACUAAGAGCCCGUUUGGUUGGCCGGAAAUUAGAUUUCGGGGGACCUCACUGUAUAAAGUUCACCAUUAUUU